Messenger RNA from Vicia villosa (hairy vetch), 1707 nucleotides. Its product is annotated as DNA polymerase delta small subunit. Lineage: Eukaryota; Viridiplantae; Streptophyta; Magnoliopsida; Fabales; Fabaceae. Gene Ontology annotation, molecular function: DNA binding. The transcript is spliced from 15 exons. The record is from RefSeq and is a predicted model, not a curated record. Gene Ontology annotation, biological process: DNA replication; DNA strand elongation involved in DNA replication. Gene Ontology annotation, cellular component: delta DNA polymerase complex. Bases 142 to 1437 code for a protein of 431 amino acids.
AUAUAGGGGCACUCAAGUAAUUUCAUAUAUAACCGGGUGUGGUUUCGAAUUUCGGGGCCGGGUGUGUCUGCCAUCCCUACUUCAGAGUCCACAACCAAAAAAAGAGUGCGACUUUCGAACUUUUCCCGCCAAGCCAUAGCAAUGGAGAGAGUCCAAUGCUCCUACGAAUCUCAGGAUAAAACGUUCGAAAUCGGGAAAGAGAUGUAUCGUGGACAGCAAUACAGUCAAAUUUACUAUGCUCGUCUUCACUUGAUGAGAACUCUACUGUAUUCUCUUGUUUCCCAGUGGAAACCUAAUUCUCCUGUGUGCACGGUGUUGGAACUGAAAGAGGGCAAGGAGUGUGUUGUUGUUGGGACACUGUUUAAAAACAUGAAGUUGAAACCUUGCAUACUUGAUGAGUAUUCUAAAGAGAGAUCGGUUGUCCCACUUGUCAAGCCGCAUAACUUUGUGGACAAAAAUGAUUAUCUUGUUUUGGAAGAUGAAAGUGGAAGAGUUAAGCUUAGUGGGAAUGUUAUUGUUCCAUCUGUCUAUGUAACAGGAAUUGUGGUUGCUAUACAUGGUAAAGAGACCGGAGCAGGUGAUUUUUUGGUUCAGGAAGUUCUAGAAGCUGGCUUACCACCGCAGAUAGAAUUCCCCAUUAAAUCAAGGGAAGACAGAUAUGUUCUUUUUGUGUCAGGAUUAAGUAUUGGCAGCAGCAAGUCUAACCCUCUUCAAUUUCAGCUUCUAGUUGAUCAUAUUACUGGCCAUUUAGGAGAUGAGAAGGAGCAAAGUAUUGCGUCGCAAAUUGUUCAUGUAGUCAUUGCUGGAAAUUCUGUUGAGAUAGCUCGUGGACUUCUUAAUGGACAGAAUUUGGCUUCAAAAGAUCUUUCGAAGAUGGCAGAACCAGUAAAGGAGCUAGAUAUUCUGUUGAAUCAGAUUGCUGCGGGUUUGCCAUUGGAUAUCAUGCCAGGACCCUGUGACCCUGCUAAUUUCUCAUUACCACAACAGGCAUUGCAUAGAUGCCUUUUCCCCGGGUCAUCAGUUUACAACACUUUUAGAUCUUGUACAAACCCUCAUUGUUUUGAGCUUGAUGGUAUCAGGUUUCUUGGGACAUCUGGUCAAAAUGUAGAUGAUCUUGAUAAGUAUUCAGAGGCAAAAGAUAAAAUUGACUUCAUGGAAAGGACAUUACGAUGGAGGCAUUUGGCACCAACUGCACCUAAUACCCUUGGUUGCUAUCCUUAUACUGAUAGGGAUCCUUUCUUCAUUCAGGAUUGUCCACAUGUGUACUUUGUUGGCAAUCAGGAAAAAUAUGAUACCCGUGUGAUAAAGGGAUCAGAAGGCCAGUUGGUUAGACUCAUUUGUGUUCCUAAAUUCAGUGAAAAUGGAGUUGCAGUUAUGUUGAAUCUGAGGGAUCUUGAAUGUCACACUCUCAGUUUUGGAACUCAGUUCAGCCCAUAACACCACAGAAUGAAGUUUUUGUGGUUACAGGGAGUUUGUUUAUUAUGCUGCUAUCUCCAUGUCUUUGGAGAUACCGCGAAGAACUGAAAAUUGAAUCUUGAAGAUGACAAGGGCUGCUGUGUUUCUUUACUGUAAUUUAGUUUUGUACUAACCCAUUAUGUCAACCUUAGUAAGUUAAGACAUAAUAUUGACUCGAAUUUGUAUUUUACUAUUUAGUUUUGAUUGUAACAUAGUAAGUAGUAUUUAAACAUGUGAUUUAAGUUUAUUGAA